AAACGACAGUCGUUUGAGUAGUCACCGCAAAACGAAAGGGAAAAUGUCCAGGGCCAAGAUCAUAGAGAAUCCAGAAGUGCCGGGACUCGAGUGCUUUCUGCCACCGCCCCCGCCACCGCCGCCGCCGCCACCACCGCCUCCACCGCCACCGCCGCCGCCAUCGUUUUCGUCUUCGGCGAACAAAUCCUCGAACGGCAAUGCACAUCCGACAACGACGCAACAGCAACGACCGUCGACAACGAGCGAGAACGUGAUGACCGUCGCGACGGCACCGGUGGCGAUCGCGACCGAUGGGGUUUCUCCGACCCUGGGCACGUUCCCGAAUUCGGUGCCCGCCGUGCCACCGAGUCCGUACAUGCUGCAUUCGACGAUGCAACCGCAAACUCCCGGACAAACGCCAACCCCGACCCCCUGGUGGAUACCCACCGAUAACGAUACUUCGGAGCUUUAUGCUCAAUGGUACAGUCCGGCUUACAAGGGUGCAGGUGGUACCGCGCCGGUAGCGUCUCCCGCAGCGACCCCGGCCAUGGGAAAGAACAAGAGCAAGAACUUUUACAAACGCAAAAACGAGUUUAUCGAUCCGGCACAGGAUGCGGAGAAAGUGGCGAGUGCGCAGAGGGAACUGUCGGAGCUGAUGAACCCGCUCAAAUGUGAUCUGUGCAAUGCAGUCAUGAAUUCCACGUUGCAAGCGAAAUUGCACUAUGACGGCAAGCCGCAUCAGAAAAAAGUAUCGAUGUUUCUCAAUCAGAGCGUUAAAAAACAGAAAACGGAAGAUGGGCAAGUGAGCAGUACGACCAAUAACGACUGGCAAAACUACUGUGAUAUAUGCAAAACGUGGUUUACGUCGCAAACAGACGCCACGCAACACUACGCGGGCAAAAAGCACAUUAGGGCGGCAAACGGCGGGUGUCGGGCAAGACCAUCGAAGAAGCUGUCAACUCAGAAUCAGUACAAUCAGGUGGACUCGACGGGCCGCUUCGGAAUUGGAAUGGCCUUCCAGACGGACGCGCAAUCUGCCCCGGCCAUGACACCGAUUGUACCUGACGGCAUAACCGCGGUGCCUAGUCCAGCUGCGGUACCAUCCAUGUACACGCCACCACCACAUCCUACGCCGUAUCGCUGCGACUUGUGCGGAGUCUCGGCCAAUCGUCAGGAUCAGUUGGAGACGCAUAAACGCGGAGCUCGACAUUUGAGAAUGCUCAAGCUCAACGGACUCUCUGAACCCGCUGCCGAAAACGAGAACGCCUCGGAACCUAUAGAUUAUUCUAUUUAUCGGACACCAUCGGGGCAGUAUUACUGCGCACCGUGCAAUGUAUCGUUAAACACGGAGAACACGUUCGCUCAGCACAUUGAAAGCAAGAAACACAAAAAUCAGUCUAAUCCAAAGUUACCCAACGCCGUGGUAGCGGCAAAGAAAGCGAGAUUCAAGACAAAAUAAAGCCGUGACGACGAUAUUACUUUCUAACAUA
Messenger RNA from Temnothorax curvispinosus, 1469 nucleotides. Its product is annotated as zinc finger protein 346-like. The transcript has 8 exons. Bases 44 to 1438 code for a protein of 464 amino acids. The record is from RefSeq and is a predicted model, not a curated record. Lineage: Eukaryota; Metazoa; Arthropoda; Insecta; Hymenoptera; Formicidae. Gene Ontology annotation, molecular function: nucleic acid binding; zinc ion binding.